Lytechinus pictus (painted urchin) is the source of this 11434-nucleotide messenger RNA. RefSeq lists its product as uncharacterized. The coding region runs from base 162 to 7703 and encodes 2513 amino acids. Gene Ontology annotation, molecular function: calcium ion binding. The transcript has 35 exons. The record is from RefSeq and is a predicted model, not a curated record. Lineage: Eukaryota; Metazoa; Echinodermata; Echinoidea; Temnopleuroida; Toxopneustidae.
AGUGAACAGAAAUUAACGUAAUCAAGGGUUAUGCGUUCAUUUAAGUGACUGACUCUCCUACAGAAAAUGUUGAGGAAACGACCCCAGGGGUGACGACGACAGUAACAACCAGCCCAAGUUUCCUCCCCACAUUCGAGGUGACAUGGGACACCAGUCGGCUGAUGCACGUCGAAACGGUCGACGUGAUCGUGUACGGUUACAGCGAAGACGAUGUGGGCGCCCUACAGAAGAUAAUGACAUUGGCAGAGAACAUCAGCUACCAUGAUGGUUCUAUCAACGUCACAGCACCUUCAACCAACACCAGCUACGAGGUUGGUUUGUUCGGUGUUCUACAGCACCAGGAUGUGACGCCAUCAAACAAUGGUCUUGAUGGACGUGCUGGUGUGUGGAGUGAGGUCCAUGUUCUUCAGUGGCUCAGAGACCACGAUCCUGCUCCUUGGUGUGCCCAGUGGAUCACCGACAAUGACAAGGAGAACGAUUUCAUCGACGCUGCUCCGGCUUGCCCAUGCACGCUCUGGGUCGCAAUGCUCGACUUUGCUCGGUUUCGGCGUGAUCCUAAAUGUUAUCAAGGCUCUAGCAGGGAAGAUAACUGUCAGUUCCGACCAGGAGCCGUUCAUUGUGUUCGGGCCAUCCAACACAGUGAGUUAGGUGGCGGGCAAGAAUGCUGUUACGACAGUGACGGUAACAUCAGUAACGCUCAAAUAUUCCAAGCAGGAGGAGGAUUUGCUCACCGUUAUCAUCACAACGGCAUUCGUCCUUACAUAAAUGCAACGCAGGUCCCCUUCCUGUCGCAUUUUAUGGCUGAUGUUUUACCGUGGACAUACUGCUGCCACCUAGGAAAUCAGGUCCCCGACGCAACUGAUCUGAGCAGUGGGUGUCUCCAGUAUACAGAGAGGAGGCCAUCACAGCUCUGCAAUCAUUAUGUACCCCCAAACCUCGCAUUGGGAAACGGCGACCCACACAUCAUUACUCUGGACAUGAAGAAAUACACAUUCAACGGACAUGGUGAAUUCAUUCUUCUUAAGACCCUGGAUGAAUCGUUUGUUCUUCACACAAGAACUACACCACUUCAAGAUGUGAACGCGACAGUUUUUGUAGCCGUUGCCGCCCAGUGUAAUGAUAGUGACGUCAUCCAUGUUGAGAUUAAUGAAGAAAGGGUCAUGGAUGCAUACGUUCGUCCUCAGCAGGGUGGUGACUUCGAACGGAUUGAUUUUGAGCAGGCGACAGCUAGGAAUUAUGAAGGUGUAUCUGUCAUAGGUCUCAAUAUAUCGUCCAAUGGUAUACUUGUGGCCUUCGAGGGUGGCUCAGGUUUAAAACUCAUGGCUGCUGAGGGUGCCCUCAUCAUUCAGUUGGUGCCUCAUCCCUCAUUCAGGGAGCAGACACGUGGUCUGAUGGGCACUUGGACUGAUGACGUCAGUGAUGACUUCAUGACGCCGGAUGGGACUGUCUUGUCACCUAACUCAUCGACGGAAGAAAUAUACUUUCAGUUUGGACUCAAAUGGAACGUCUCUGAGGAUAAUUCAUUGCUCUACUAUCCGGAGGGAAUAAAUCAGAAUAAUACUUCAGACUUGAAUUACGUACCAAUGUUUGAAGCUACAGCUAACCCUAACAUUAACCAAAGCCUUGUCCAAGAUAUCUGCAAUGGCGAUGAGUUCUGCAUCUUUGAUCUGCAAGUUACCGGGAGUAUCAGCUUUGCUCAAAGUACAGCCAAUUCGCUGCAGGAAUUCCAGGAGGCCCAAGAAGCAUUCAAUAUAGUGACAUGUCCUACUCUUGGUACACCUGACCUUGGGAAUGCUAUCAUCAGUAGAUACACCCCUGGAGGUGAAGCGAACUACACGUGUAUUGAAGGCUAUCUGAUCAGUGAUGAUGCCACAAUAAUGUGUCAAUCAGAUGGAUCAUGGAGUAAUGAUGUCAUUCCACGUUGUAUUGAUAAUGUGAAACCUCGCGUUACUUGUCCCGGUAUUACAUCAAAUACAACACUACAAGGACAACCUAGAGGGAUUGUCUUCUGGCAGGAACCAACGGUGGAGGAAAAUUCAGACAACUACACCGUUUCCUUGGUGGGUUCUGUUUUCAAUGGUGGAGACUUUCCCAUCGGCUUAUCAAACAUUACCUACGUGGUGACAGAUGCUGCUGGACUCAACGAUACAUGCACGUUCAUAGUAAAUGUAACAGACAAUGAAGAUCCAACGAUCCAAUGUCCAAACUCGAUCGUUACCAAGACAGCACCCUCUCUAGACUCUGCAGAGAUCAUCUGGCCUCUCCUUAAUGCAUCUGACAAUUCUGGCAUGGAGGUUACAAUCACACCUAAUGGGGAAAAUAGGAAUGGGACUAACUUCAAAAUCGGUGCAGAAUUGAUCUCCUAUAUCGCAAUGGAUUCAUCUGGAAAUACUGUGGAGUGUUCAUUUUGGGUCAACGUUACAGACAUGGAACAGCCUAUGAUCACAUGUCCAGUUAUACCCACGCUACCAACGGAAGAAGGUCAAUCUUACGCCAAGGUUUCCUGGGAAGAGCCAUCCGUUUCCAAUGGCACCAUCACUGAUAAUUCUGGAUCAGCUCAGCCCAAAUUUCUUGGUCCCGGGAGUAAUGGAGGAAACUUUGAAAUCGGGAUUCAUGUCUUGACAUAUUUGGUUACAGAUGAAGCAGGCAAUUCCAAUAACUGUACAUUCUUGAUUAAUGUCAUAGAUACCGAAAAACCACGAAUCACCUGUCCAAACGUGACGUCAAACACCACACUUCAUCAGCGAUCCGUUGGAAUGGUGUCUUGGAUGGAACCAACCGUUGAGGACAACUCAGGCAUAUUCAACAUUUCCCUGAUCGAACCUGCUUCCAAUGGAGGAGAAUACCCGAUUGGCGUUUCAAACAUUACCUAUGUCAUAACCGACGAUGUCGGGUUGAUGGAUUCCUGCACCUUUUCUGUAGUUGUGAUAGACAAUGAAGAUCCAACGAUCCAAUGUCCAAACUCAAUCGUUACCAAGACAGCACCCUCUCUAGACUCUGCAGAGAUCAUCUGGCCUCUCCUUAAUGCAUCUGACAAUUCUGGCGUGGAGGUUACCAUCACAGCUAGUGGGGAGAACAGGAAUGGGACUAACUUCACAAUCGGUGCAGAGUUGAUCUCCUAUAUCGCAAUGGAUUCAUCUGGAAAUACUGUGGAGUGUUCAUUUUGGGUCAACGUUACAGACAUGGAACAGCCCAUGAUCACAUGUCCAGUUAUACCCACACUACCAACCAAGGAAGGUGAAUCUUACGCAAAUGUUUCCUGGGAAGAGCCGUCCAUCUACAAUGGAACCAUCACUGAUAAUUCUGGAUCAGCUCAGCCCAAAUUUCUCGGUCCCGGGAGUAAUGGAGGAAACUUUGAAAUCGGGAUUCAUGUCUUGACAUAUUUGGUUACAGAUGAAGCAGGCAAUUCCAAUAACUGUACAUUCUUGAUUGAUGUCAUAGAUAUCGAAAAACCUCGAAUCACCUGUCCAAACGUGACGUCAAACACCACACUUCAUCAGCGAUCCGUUGGAAUGGUAUCUUGGAUGGAACCAACCGUUGAGGAAAACUCAGGCAUAUUCAACAUUUCCUUGAUCGAGCCUGCUUCCAAUGGAGGGGAAUACCCAAUUGGCGUUUCAAAUAUUACUUAUGUCGUAACCGACGAUGUCGGGUUGAUGGAUUCUUGCACUUUUUCUGUAGUUGUGAUAGACAAUGAAGAUCCAACUAUCCAAUGUCCGAACUCAAUCGUUACCAAGACAGCACCCUCUCUAGACUCUGCAGAGAUCAUCUGGCCUCUCCUUAAUGCAUCUGACAAUUCUGGCUUGGAGGUUACCAUCACAGCUAGUGGGGAGAACAGGAAUGGGACUAACUUCACAAUCGGUGCAGAGUUGAUUUCCUAUAUCGCAAUGGAUUCAUCUGGAAAUACUGUGGAGUGUUCAUUUUGGGUCAACGUUACAGACAUGGAACAGCCUAUGAUCACAUGUCCAGUUAUACCCACACUAUCAACGGAAGAAGGUGAAUCUUACGCCAAUGUUUCCUGGGAAGAGCCAUCCGUUUCCAAUGGCACCAUCACUGAUAAUUCUGGAUCAGCUCAGUCCAAAUUUCUCGGUCCGGGGAGUAAUGGAGGAAACUUCGAAAUCGGGAUUCAUGUCUUGACAUAUUUGGUUAUAGAUGAAGCAGGCAAUUCCAAUAAUUGUACAUUCUUGAUUGCUGUCAUAGAUAGCGAAAAACCCCGAAUCACCUGUCCGAACACCACGUCAAACACCACACUUCAUCAACGAUCGAUUGGAAUUGUAUCAUGGAUGGAACCAACCGUUGAGGAAAAUACAGGGAUAUUCAACGUUUCCUUGAUCGAGCCUGCUUCUAAUGGAGGAGAAUACCCAAUUGGCGUUUCAAAUGUUACCUAUGUCGUAACCGACGAUGCCGGGUUGAUGGAUUCCUGCACAUUUUCUGUAGUUGUGAUAGAUGAUGAAGAUCCAACCAUUCAGUGCCCCGGAUCUAUUCACGUCACAACGCGACCAGACCUUCCCUCGGCCCUGGUGUCGUGGGAUGACCCAACAGGAAGUGAUAACUCAGGUGACAUUGAUAUUGUUGAAGUGGGGUCAAUUCUCAAAGGCAGUGAAUUUGUGAUUGGAGUCAGUAUGAUCACCUACGUUGCAUCAGAUAGAAGUGGAAAUUUUAAAAAUUGCUCAUUCGCCAUUAACGUUACAGACAAUCAAGACCCCGUCAUUCGGAAUUGUCCUAGCCCAAUAACAACAGUUUCAAGACAUGGUCUCAAUGUGACUGAAGUCUCAUGGACUCCUCCAAAGGCAACGGAUAAUUCUGGGCCAGUGGAACCGGUCUUUAUUGGUCCAGGUACCCAAGGUGGAAACUAUUCUAUUGGGACAGUUACAGCGACUUACACAGUUGAAGACCUGUCGGGAAACAUGGAUAUUUGCGCUUUUUCAAUAACCGUACGAGAUUACAAUGACGUUGUAGUUAUCUGUCCAAUGAAUGUUGUCAUGUCAACCGAGCUGGGAAGAGCUAGUGCGACUGUUGCAUGGUCUGAAGCGACCAAUCCGCCUGGAUGGAGCAAUGUCACCAUUACACUGGAAGGGUCAAUGAAAAAUGGUGGAGAAUACCCCAUUGGAGAGACUAGCCUCACCUACUUUGCCGUAGAUCCUGAUGGACUGAACGACUCAUGUACAUUCUUUGUUGUCGUAAUAGACGAGGAAAAGCCUAACAUUACCUGUCCUGUGCUGGUCAAAGCAUACACCGAAACAAACGUCUCCUAUUCCCGAGUAUCCUGGCCAGAACCUACAGCAGUAGAUAACUCUGGUAAUGUAACAGUCUCGUUGAUUGGGCCAGGAUCUAACGGAGGUUUCUUCUAUAUAGGUGAUACAAAUGUGUCUUACCGUGCCGUUGAUGAUGCUGGAAACCCCAGCUCUUGUAUUGUAACAGUUCGCGUCAUUGAUGACGAACCUCCUGUUCUAACAUGCCCCGAGAACAUUUCGACAACUACUCAACUAGGAUCAUCUAGCUCAGAUGCAGUAACGUGGUAUAAACCUACCGGAAGAGACAACUCUGGAACGGUAACCGUUUCGCAAAUCACCACCGAACAAAAUGGAGGAAAAUUCAAAAUCGGAGUCACCAAUAUUUCUUACCAAGCUGUUGAUGACUCAGAAAAUAAUAUUACAUGUGUGUUCUACAUUCUAGUGGAAGAUGACGAACCUCCGAUAUUACAGUGCCCUGAAUCACAGUCGGUAUUUACCCAACAAGGCUCUGAUAGUGCCCCUGUCACAUGGAGUGAAGCAAAUGCAACAGACAACUCGGGAGCUGUGACUGUUUUGCUCCUUGGACCGGGUUCUAGUGGUGGACUUUUCAGAAUCGGUUCGACCAAUAUAACUCAUCUAGCAGAAGAUGAUACUGGAAACAAUGCAACCUGUAUCUUUACUGUUGAAAUCAAAGACAAUGAACCACCAUUUGUAAGUUGUCCUAGCAACAUAUCAUCAACGACACAAGCAGGAUCACCUUCAUCAGGUCCCAUCACAUGGAGCGAACCCGUAGGUACAGAUAACUCUGGGUCAGUGACAGUUUCAAUGGUCGGAUCGGGUAAUUACACGAAUGGAGGAAACUUCGACAUAGGUGUGACCAAUGUCACCUACCGGGCGACCGAUAGAUCAGGAAAUACACAUAUGUGCUCAUUUAUCAUCGAAAUACGUGAUGACGAUCCUCCAGAACUGACUUGUCCAGAUUCUAUUUCUGCAGUCGCUGAACAAGAGACAGGUGAAGCUACCGUUACCUGGAUAGAACCAGAUGUACAAGAUAACUCUGGUACGGUAACUGUCACAUUGGCAGGACCAGGAGCUAACGGUGGAAAUUUUAGCAUCGGUAUGACGAACUUGUCCUACCACGCAGUAGAUGAAACAGGAAACGUCAAAUCGUGUAAUUUUUCAAUAUCAGUAGUAGAUCCCUCAAGCUGUAUAUCAAACCCUUGCCGUAAUGGAGGAACGUGUAAGGAUUUCUCCGGGUUCUUCCUCUGUCGUUGCUCUGAUGGCUUCCAGGGACAGACAUGUCAACAAGCAAUUGUCAGUUGUGAAUCGGGAUCAAACGCUUGUGACUCUACCGAAGAAUGUGCAGAUUCUGUCUGCCGAUGCCGCCCAAAUUUCAUCCGAAUUAAUGGAGUGUGUAUCCGAAAGAACAGAUAUCGCCUGACCUUGACUGCCAUCUCUCUACUUGGUGAAUCUCUCGAUUAUGUGGACAGUUUAUCUGAUCCAUCAUCAGAUGAAUUUCAGAGCAUUGCUGAGGAUUUUAGAGGAGUGGUUCUUUCGAUCACUUCAUUUAUCAACGAUAUAACAGUCGUUCAGCUUGAAUCGGGAAGCGUCAUCUUCACUUUCGAUAGCUUUGUCAACGUCUCCAUAGGAGAGUCAGUCGUACUCUCGGAUUUGCAGGAAGCACUGGGAUCUGGAUCCUCCACAAGCGACCUUAUCCUCUCGCCAAAUACAGUUCCAGAAAUCUCAGAUUUUGACGAAUGUGCUGAUGUCACAACCAAUGACUGUUCGCCAAAUGCCAAUUGUAGGAACACAAUCGGAUCUUAUGAAUGCACUUGCAAUUCAAAUUAUAAUGACGAGUCUAUUAGACAGAGUGGCAGAGGCAGAAUAUGCGUCUUUCAGCGAAGUCUUCUGAUUGCUCUGAUAUGUCUCGCCGUUGGCUUCACUCUUUUUAUCGUUUGCUGUGGUGCUCUGUGCUGCCGCUGGUCUAGACUUCAAAAUAUUUAUGCUUUCCAUGCUGGUCGAAAACCUGAUGAAUCAUACAGGCCUCGUCGACCACACUCGAAAAGGAGCACCCGGUCUAAAGGACCUGACUUCUCUCAUUCUAAACAUUCAGAGUCCUCAAGAAACCCAUCACCUCGUUUCACUGCGGAUAGCACAGAGAUGCCUAGUGAGGGCUUCUUUCAUUCAGAACUCCCAAAGUCCUCGAGAAGAAACCUAUCUCUUCCCUCCAUUGCUGAUAGCGUAAAGAUGGCCCAUGAGAACGAUCGAUCUGUAAGAUCUGCUUUCAGCCCUCGUGCAGGUCCUUCAUCUGCACGCAAAUACCAUUCUUAUGCUUCUACCCGAUACCCCUUGGAAAGGAAUGACCGCUUCUUAAGGCCGUUUGUGGUAACUGGGAGUGAACCUACAGGAUAUCAGAGGAGGAUGUCGGAAGGAGGAGCUAAAUUCGUCAAACAACCAAGAUUUAUUCCUUGAAACAAAUCGAGGUGACAAGCUUCGCGAAUUUGGGACAGCAUCGACACUCAUUGAGCAGUUGAGGCGGUGUAUGACGCCGACGAUUUAGAUGAUGUCGUUAUGAUAGGAUUUAGCGGCUUGGUAGAACAUUUCUAUUUACUUUGAUCGCGAUUUCAUGGCAGUGUAUAUUUCAGAAAACGUUCAAUACCAUCUAGCGGUAAAAUGAAUUACUGCCAUGAACGAUUAUUUUAUAGUCAUGUUUAUCAUUUAAACGAAUGAUUUUCAUGAAUAUGUGCCAACGGUACUUUGCUAUUUGAAACUUUCACAUUUUAGUGAUGGAAAGUAGGCUACAUCUUCAGGACAGAAGAUUUUUUUUUCAGACAAGUGAAGUCGCAUGUUAUAUUUGCCGAUUUAAAAUGAUCUCAGCUUUCAUUAUUGACUGUAUUUGACUAUGUAUGUGAAUCAUCAUUCUGUUCACCAGAGAAUCGUUAUUGUUAUCACCACUGACGAGUUGUCAACUCUGAACUACUCCGCAAAAUCCAUGGUUUGAUUGGCUUAGAAGCAAUUAUAUCUAAUUAUUACAUGAGUCAAAGAAGGGCAUCUUGUCAGCCCUGAGAAACUUGGUGAAUACAAACAAAAUACCAACAGUCGUGUUUUUUUCUUCUUCGAAUUACUUGUCUCCAGCAAGUUUACUUUAUUAAAAAUGACGGGUUUCGUUUAAUCUUCUAUUUGAGCGUAUCGUUCGAUGAAAGAACAAGCAAUAAUAUUAAUCUAACAGGUGACAGUAUAUAUUUUAUGUCCUAUGAUUAAAUCUGUAGUGUAGUUUUGUGGAAUGUAAUACACUGCCUAAUCCUAUAUUUGAUCAAGUAAUUGUGCUUUAUUCACAUUUGUAUGAACGGUGUAACUGAUAUAUUUAUUUCCAAGACCUUAAACCUUAAAGAACAGUGUCAUCCAGAGUCAAGAAGGAAGAACAUUUGACUUGGACAAUUUAUUUUUUUGUGAUCUCUGUAAUAGUGUAUUUAUACAAGUCAUGUAUGUUUUGAUGGGAAUGAAAAUGUAUUUUCAGGCAAGUAAUCUUAAUCUGCUUUGGAGUUAAUUAUGUUCUAGGACAAAAGGUGAUUCUUAUGAAUAAAAAAAUUAGCUAUAGCUAUGUGCAAUCAGUUGAUGUUCAAUAUUGGUAGAAUAUAAAUCCGAAGACAUCUAUCUUAUCUGGUCCAAAGACGAUAAUAAAAGUCCGUGUCAUGCUUAAAAAUAUACAACAAAUAAUAUCUGUGCUCGCCAGCGCUUUUCAAAAGUUCAGUCGUUCCUGUAUGAUUUGUAGUUAAGUAUUGAACCCUUCAGAUUCUUCAAAAAAAAGUUAUCUCACAUUAUAAUAUAAAAAAGGCAGAAUGUUCAUGGGGACAUAAAAAAGAAGCCUCAAUCUAAGCAUGUUUAAAAAAAGAUACAAGUGGCAUUUCAGACAUUGGUGGAGGUGUCCUCGGUUAACACUGACAUUUCACACUUAUGGCUCCUUGUUUGGAGUUUAAGUUUUAAACGAAUUAUCUCACAAUGUCCAUGUUCACCAUGGCCCUGGGAAGCGGGGGUGCUGUGUAUAUUAUUUCCCAUAUGCAGCGCCCACAAGAAUUUUGGUACGUGUUAACAAAUGGUGAAAUGUAAGCAAAAUGUCCUAUAUUUUGUAGUGAAACCUUUUUUUUGCUUGUCAAAUUCCUCUGGACAGAAACAAAUUUUAUUUUGUAAAAAAAUCCCCCCUUUUUGUUUGCUUUUUGCUUUUUUUUUUGCUUGUCAAAUUUCCCGUGACAGAAAUGACCUUUGUAAUGUGGUGAAAACCUUUUUUUUUUUUUUUUUUGCUUGCCAAAUUCACAUCAGCAACCUCAGUAAAAAAAGAUCGUUCCCAGGGCCCUGCGGUUGACGGGAAAAUACAAGUAAGUGUGUGUAUGACACCAUAGUCACAAUUUGGUAAACCCGAACUUAGCUUCUUGUAAUUGGUUGUUAACUAUGAUCCUGAAGAACCCCGAUAUUGCAAGUUAAUGGAGCCUCAGAGUGAAAACAUGUGGUUUGAUAAUCAUGAUUAUUGAACAUGUUGAAAUAGCAUAUACUAAUCAUCAAUUCCCAAUCACAGUUGUAAAAACACAUUCACCAUUAUUCUUAGCACGAAAAUGACCAACAUUUCUUACUUAUUUUCAAAUUUGAAGAGGAUUUUGAUAUGCAAAUGCAUGUUUUGUUUUCUGUAGCUGGAAAGAGAUAGUGUUUUAUGAAGUAGUAAAUAAUCUGCAUACAGUGCGUAUAUGCACAAUAAAACCAGCGUAACUUGAAGAACGGCAUUAUUAAAUACCUCAGGACUUCAUUGCAUGAAUUGAAUUUGCCUAGGCGGUACAUUUACCAGUCAUAGAAAAUUACACUAAAUCCUUAUGUGUUGUAGUUGCCAUCGAUGGCAAAAAUUAUAUUUGAAUAAUGAGGAACAGAAUCACAAUUUUUAUCUAAAAUAUUGAUUUCCAUUUUUAUACUCACUAUAUAAUGUAUAUUCAUAAUCAUGUACUCGGAGAAAACGCUAAAUUGUGUACAAACUAUAAAGGAAAACUUGAAUAUAUAGAAUUCUUUUAAUGAAUGAUUGAAACAUUUUAAAUUUAGUUUCUCACUUAUUUCAUCAUAAAUCUAAUGCAUAUGAUUAGGCUCGUUCAUUUUAUUCUUUCGAUUGUGGAAGAACCUUAUUUUAAUACUUUCUUUUCAACAUGUUCAAUCAAAAUGAGGCAUAUUCGAAUGAAGGAACAUGAUGAAUGAAUGAAUGAAUGAAUGAAUGAAUGAAUGAAUGAAUGAAUGAAUGAAUGAAUGAAUGAAUGAAUGAAUGAAUGAAUGAAUGAAUGAAUAAAUGGAUGGAUGGAUGGAUGGAUGAAUGAAUAAAUGAAUGAACUGUGUUUAUUUUAUUACAUUUUUUGCAUUGGUACUGAUAGCGUUCUAUGGUACUAUCCUAAUUCCUAUAAUGAUUUUACGUGUACAACAAAGAGAAAGAGAGCGGGAAUUAGAGAUUAAGAAAAAAAGGAAAGGAGUCGUAUAUGAGUGCCAAGAUAACAGUAAAUCUUAAUGGAUAAUAAUUGAUUGUGAUCAGGUAAAAACAAUGUGUAAUUUUUAGGAUUGAACUUAUGAUGUGCUAAAAUAUACUUUACUGUAAAGAAACUUUGCAAUAUUUGAAACAGUAAUAAUUAGUAUGCUGUGAAUUUCAUUAAUGUACACAUGUUUUCAAGUUUGAUGUACAAAUUAUUACAAGUAAUAUUGUCCUUUUAGUUCGUACUUAAAUGUUUAUUUUUGUUGUGUUAUAAUUUAUCUCUUUGAGAGAGAAAAUUGUAUACUCGAUUAACGCCGAAGCAGAAUGCAUCUUGGUCUUGCCUAAUGUGUCAGCUAGGAGGAAGCCAUGGAUAUGUAACAGGAGUUCAAGAAUGUGGCUCGUAUUCUGAAAUCCGGUCUAACUUAUUAUCAUGUUCAAACUAUUGCCUAUAACUACGGGAAACUGAAAAUGUGCUUUACAUUGGAUGUUUCUUAUGUUUUACCGUGUUCUUUCUGAAUGCUUUAAUCAUGUUAAUGACGAAAAAGACAUUUUUAUUACUUAUUUCUUCAUUAUUUUUUUCUUCAAAUUAAUCAAAUUAAUUGUCUUCCACCAUGCGCUCUCAAAACAAAUAAGUCAAAAUGACUAGUUAAUUGUGCUAUGCGACAAUUAUUUUCUUCGUUUGAAAUAAACAUUUGCAGUAUCUAAACAGAAA